AUGACAGAAGAAGUACCAUAUCAGCCGAUACAUUCUACAAAUUCUGCAUGUAAACCUGAAGAAAUUCAGUCCCCUAUUGAAAAACUAGCUACAGAAUCAACACAAUUGUUGUCAUCGUCGCCAAUCCGUCAGAAUCGUCGAGUGUUUGCUCCACUCAAUACACCAUUGUAUCGUCGUCGACAAACAUUGACAAUUCUCAUUUGGUGGCUCUUGCCGUGGAUUUGUCUCUACAUAUCAUUGCUCUGCCUUCGUUCGAGUAAUUCUUAUAUAUUUUAUGGCAUGAUAGCUUAUAUAAUAUGGAUGGCUUUAUUUCGACAAUUUACGCGACGAGGUGGCCUUAGACAACAAUGGUUUCGUCGACUUCCGUGGUGGAAAUGGUUUGCUGGGUAUUUUCCAAUUCAACUACACAAAACUUGCGAUUUACCACCUGACCGCUCGUACAUAUUCGGUUGCCAUCCACAUGGCAUCAUUUCAUUAGGUGCUUUUGGUAAUUUUUCCACUGAAGCUACUGGCUUUGAAAAUAAAUUUCCCGGUAUCAAUCUUCGUUUGCUCACGUUGAGUUCAAAUUUUCGUUUUCCGUUCUACGAUCUCUAUCUAUCGAUGUUGGGUCUAUGUGAUUCAUCGAAAGAAUCAUGCAAUUAUAUUCUAAAGCAAGGCAAUGGCAAUUCUUUGAUGUUAGUUUUGGGUGGUGCCAAAGAAGCACUUGAUGCUCGACCCUCGGAUGAACACAUUUUGACCCUUAAAAAUCGUAAAGGUUUCGUUAAAAUUGGUCUAAUCCAUGGUGCAAGUCUUGUACCUGUAUUUUCAUUCGGGGAAAAUGAUCUUUAUGAACAAGUGUCUAAUCCACGUGGUUCAAAAAUUCGACGAUGGCAAAAUUAUUUACAAAAAAAAAUGGGCUACUCUUUGCCGUUAUUUAAUGGACGUGGUGUGUUUCAAUAUGCAAUCGGAUUUUUACCUAAUCGACGUCCGAUUGAUACGUAUGUUGGUGAGCCGAUUGAUUUGCCAAAAUUAGAACACGAUAAAAUAACACCUGAUAUUGUCGAUCAAUAUCAUAAGCUAUACAUGGAAGCAUUAACACGUCUAUUCGAUACACACAAGGCGAAGCAUGGUCAAGCCAAUGCAACAAUCAUAUAUGCUGAUGAUGAUGCAAAAUAA
Messenger RNA from Rotaria sordida, 1155 nucleotides. The record is from the annotation of a GenBank genome assembly. NCBI's taxonomy places the organism in Eukaryota, Metazoa, Rotifera, Eurotatoria, Philodinida, Philodinidae.